Molecule: messenger RNA, 216 nt
Organism: Diospyros lotus (date-plum)
Lineage: Eukaryota; Viridiplantae; Streptophyta; Magnoliopsida; Ericales; Ebenaceae
Product: glu S.griseus protease inhibitor-like
Biological process (GO): response to wounding
Molecular function (GO): serine-type endopeptidase inhibitor activity
Source: RefSeq, a predicted model, not a curated record
AUGUCGUCUGAAUGUCAAGGGAAGAGUUCAUGGCCAGAGCUGGUGGGAACCAAUGGAAGUGCAGCUGCAGCGGUCAUUGAGAAUGAGAACGACGAAGUCCAGGCCGCCAUCGUUGAAGAAGGCAAUAAGCUGGUGAGCUCCGAUUUUCGCUGUGACCGAGUCCGGCUCUGGGUCGAUGUCAAGGGCUUUGUGACCCGAGUCCCUGUAAUUGGUUGA